AUGAACAAAACGAACAAUUAUAAAUGCAGUAGAAAGAAGAGUACUUUGAAAACGAAUAGACAGAAUAACUCAAUAAAACGAGGAAAAAGGAAUGGGCGCAGACCAUUAAUAAAGCCACAUGAAACAGAAGAAGAGGCUAUAAUUCGAAGGUUCCACGAUGCGCAAAGAAUGGCAAGAUUUCGAGCUAGAAAGAAGAAAGCUCUGGAGGAAGUGAGGCUAUUUAAAACAGAAUUAAACAGAAGAGAUAUUACAUUCAAAACUAUUGACUCCAUUGUUGCCACGGAGACAAUGGAACAAUUUCAAACAUAUUUCCCUAUACAAAACUCAUCAAUUGUAUAUUCAACUUGUAAACAAAUCAUUAAAGAACUAGGGAGGGACAUUAAAUUAACAUACGCUGAUAGUAAAAUUUCAAUAGAGAGAUUAAAACUAGGUAUUAUAAAAGCUAGGAUGCUGAUAAAGGAAUGCUUAAUGGAGACAGAAAUUAAUUUACAGCAGUAAUUAGCAAAAUAUAAAUAAAUGUAACUUGUUAUGAUAAACUAAAUAGAUAAACUAUCCUAUUAAAAUUUUAUUUAAGUUUUGUGUAGAAAUCAAUGUUACAAUAUUACUAUUUGGACAAUUGUAACAGUCAUGAAUGUUAUGUUUAUAGAUUUUUCUUCUAUCAAUAAAUAGUAAAACAAAAAAAAUUAAAUUCACUGCUGAGUAGAACACAAAUACUAUGCAAUAUGAUGAUUAACAAUAAAAGAAAUUCAUCAACAUAGUAACAAUAAUACUCUAUAUAAAUAAUACAUAAAAAUUUGCUUCAGAUAUAAAAAACUAAAAAUCUCCUUACUCAAAUUAAAUAAAAUAAAAUUCUUUAAGAGUAAAACACGUUACUCAGUUAAAUUACUAACCUAAGCAUAUAUAAAUUCACAAUAAUAAAUAAAAAAAAUUAUUUCAGAUGUAAACAAGUAAAAACCUUGCUUAAAUAA
Molecule: messenger RNA, 968 nt
Organism: Heterotrigona itama
Lineage: Eukaryota; Metazoa; Arthropoda; Insecta; Hymenoptera; Apidae
Source: the annotation of a GenBank genome assembly